UGCCAUUUCCUUCUCUCUCCGUCCAUCCAUUUUCCGAAUUCCACCCUUUUUUUUUAUUUGCCUCUCUCACUCUCUUCCUCAGCCCUUCUCUCCUCCUUUUUCUGCUCUGGAAAGAAAGUGUUCGAACACUCUUCCAUUUCUCACAAACCAUUGAAAUCGAUUCCGAGCCCGCACGGAUUUUUCGAUCGGUUCCACGGUAGAAGAUCUCGGCGCCUUUGCGGAAUCCCCCAAGAUUUAUGGAUAUCAGGUUUUGACAGGGGAAUUGGUGAGGUUUCUGGGAUUAUAGGGGCCUUUAUUGGGGCGAAUUAGGGUUUUUGAUAAAGGGGGUUUGUUCUUGGUGGGUUGAGUGGAAGACGAGGACUUUGGACUGAUGAGAAUUGAUAGGGGGAUGCAGAGAUUGUGCUGCGUGGAGGAGAGCGUGCUGGGCUGGAAGAAGUCGUUCAGUCGAGGGAUUGGCACUGGGGCGCCCAAGGUCAGAACUCGUAAUAAAGGGAUGACUGAGGCUUGGAGGUUUUGAGUUGUCAAGCGGUGGAAUAAAAGAAGUCCAAGAGAAGGAAGGCAUCAGAAGGAUUAAGAUUUUUGGCUGAACAAGAUGACUCGUAUCUUUGUCCAUCGAGGUUCAGCAGGUUCUUCCUCAAAUGCCAAUCGCCCCCCCUCUACUUCACUGCCGCCUGCUUCAGCAGCUCAGGCUGCCUCAACUGCGAAGGAGGAGGAGCGAGACAAGGAAGUCCUUCAAGAACAAGGUGUUCUAGGUGAUAGCAUAGAGCAAUGUGGAAGUUCUGAGGAUAAAUCUGUAAAGAAUGAUGAGCUUCUGCCCGAAAUUUCCCAGGGCAUCCCGAUUGAAAGGGGGCCUGAUCAACGUGUUGAUGACAGGGUAGAAUCUUUAAAAGAUGAUGCAUUGGGUUCUGCAGUUCUGGAGGAAGAAUUGGGUAGGUUUCGGGUGUCUGAGCGUUCAGAUCAUGAUGAAAGGGUGCAUUCUGGUAUUGGAUCUUCCCGGAUUGUUGCAGGAGGUUCUUACCCUCCACCUCCUCCAGUGCCUCCUCCAAAGCCAUCUGCAGCAAAUAUGAGCCCAAGGAGAACGGGUUUGGGGUGUUCGAAUAGUGCGAGGAUUGGUCCUUCCAGAAGGCCAUCAGCGAGGCCUGUAGUCUCAACGCGUUCAUCACCAUCAGGUUCUCGGCCUUCUUCUCCCAGGUCAUACGGAGAAGGCGAAGGUUACAACAGUGCUGAUGAACAGAGCCCUUGUUAUGUGUCCUCGUAUGAUGAUGCAGAGCGAGAACGUCAGUUUGAACUUGAGAUAAGACGAACAAAGGGAUUUGAAGUUAAAAAAAUGUUGGAGGAUGGGAAUUGUCUAUUCCGUGCUGUGGCUGACCAAGUUUAUGGUGAUCCAGAAUCGUAUGAUAUGGCUAGGCAAAUGAGCAUUGAUUAUAUGGAAAAAGAGAGGGAUCAUUUCUCUCAGUUUAUAACUGAAGGAUUUACAUCUUACUGUAAGAGGAAAAGGCGGGACAAGGUCUAUGGAAAUAAUGUGGAGAUCCAGGCUUUUGCCGAGAUGUAUAAUCGUCCUAUUCAUAUAUAUUCAUACAGCACGGAACCUAUUAAUAUCUUUCAAGGAAGCUAUAGCACUGAUAUGCCUCCCAUUCGGUUAAGUUACCAUCAUGGCAAUCAUUACAAUUCACUUGUUGAUCCACACCGAUUAUCAAUUGGUGCAGGCCUUGGAUUUAGCUGUCUUCGUGGGACGAACAUUGGUAAGGACCAGGUGAAGGCUGCUAUCAAAGCCCAGCAAGACCAGCAGAUUAAUAAUGCCCUUCUAGCUGAGGGGCGUUUUUACUCUGAUCUGGAGCUGACUGAGAAGGAAAUAGAGCGGAUGGUUAUGGAAGCUUCACGAGCUGAAUAUCUGGCUGAGGAGAAGAUGAAACAACAGCUUGCUUUCAGAGAAUCUUCCACGUCAGGAGCAGAACCAUCAUCUUCUGGAGCAACAGCUGGGAUGGGGUCAUCCCAAGCAGUUUUGGAGGGUGGAAGUGAAAAGGCACCGUCAUCUGACAUGAUCCUCACCAGCAGCAUGCAGGUGGUCCUAUCAAUGGGUUUCGGCUAUAUGCAAGUUAUCGAAGCUUACGGCAUCUUUGGUGAUGAUGUGGAUUCCAUGAUCUGCUACCUGCUGGAGAUGGGAGGUACUGGUGCGUUACCUGGUGGUAGCAAUCGACGCAAAGGAAAAGCAGCAGAGUGAACCUUGGACCAGAGAGAAAUGUUUAGAUAACAUUAAUAAAGUUAAACAUGUAAAAAAGCAUUGCUUUCUUAGGGUGAUAAUGUUCCGAUACUCAACAAAAUGAGUUCAAUAAAUGCUAACCUGGACUUUCAGAUGCCUA
Messenger RNA from Phoenix dactylifera (date palm), 2360 nucleotides. Lineage: Eukaryota; Viridiplantae; Streptophyta; Magnoliopsida; Arecales; Arecaceae. The record is from RefSeq and is a predicted model, not a curated record.